Molecule: messenger RNA, 748 nt
Organism: Hyla sarda
Lineage: Eukaryota; Metazoa; Chordata; Amphibia; Anura; Hylidae
Gene: DUSP23
Product: dual specificity phosphatase 23
Exons: 4
Coding region: 143-598 (151 amino acids)
Biological process (GO): protein dephosphorylation; cilium assembly
Molecular function (GO): protein tyrosine/serine/threonine phosphatase activity
Source: RefSeq, a predicted model, not a curated record
CAGGACCAUUGAGGAUUUACUUGGGGGUCUACAGGGACCCUGCACAGAUUACUCCUGGUGUUAGGGCGGCCAUCUGUAUAUAGCCCCCGUCGCAGACACCAGGUGGAGGAAACGACCGCGGUCUCCGCAGCUUCUGCCAGCGAUGCCCUCCGUCUCGCCACACAACUUCUCCUGGGUGGAGCCCGGCCUCCUGGCUGGCAUGGCGUUGCCCCGUCUGCCAGCUCAUUACGAAUACCUCUACGAGAAUGGCGUCCGACACCUGGUGACCCUGACGGAGCACAAACCACCUUACCACGACACCUGCCCCGGCAUCACCCUUCACCGUAUCCGCAUCACCGACUUCUGCCCACCCAGCCUGGAGCAGAUCAAGACUUUCCUAAAGAUUGUGGAGGAGGCGAGAGCCAAGGGUGAGGGGGUCGCAGUUCACUGCCUGCACGGGCACGGGCGCACUGGUACCAUGUUGGCUUGCUAUCUGGUUAAAACCCGAAAGAUCACCGGAGUGGAUGCCAUUCAGGAAAUUCGCCAGCUCCGCCGCGGAUCCAUCGAGACGAGCGAACAGGAAAAGGCUGUCAUACAGUUCCACCACCACAUCAAGUGAUGGGGAAAAAAUGGGGAGGGGGGGUCCUCAAGAUAUUAUCAUGAUGGGACUCAGUGCUAUAUGUACCAUGUAUAUAAAAUGAUUUGCCUCACCAGAAAGACACUGUGCAUUGUUUACAGAAAGAAACAUGGCGGUUAAUGUCCUGUGAGC